GUAAAAUCAACUGAUUUAAGACUUUUGUUUUGUUUUAAAGAGCUAACCUUCAUAAUAUUAUGCAAGUGAAAGUCUCAUAGGAUGCACUCCUCUGUAAAAUAUGGACUUUUUGCUUGCUAGACGUUUAUUAUAAAUGGCUGAUUUACUUAGAAUCUCAAAGACAAAACAGCAACUGAUGAUAAAAAUAAGUAAAGCAAAGUAUUAUUUUUCAGAAAAAAUAUCUCAUUCAAGUGUGGGUAACAAAUAAUUUGCAUCAUUCCAAUGAUUAAUUUCCUGACAUAUCCUGUUAUCCCAGGCUGUUUUUUUUUUAAAUACAAAAAUCAGCCAGUUUUAGAAGCAAUUUAGUUUGUUCUUCUGUGAUGCAUCCUUUAAUUUCAAAAUUAUGCAUAUCUUUCUGUUGGUCCAUCAGAUAAAAUUCAUAUAAAGUACACUGACAUAUUUGGGAAGUGACGUUACAUAAUGUAGGAUCAAGCGGUACGAAUAAUUUUGUACAGUUCCUCCUUAAAUAUAAGCAUUUGAGGGGACAAGAAACGGUUCUACACUGAUUUUCACAGAAUUGACUCGACAGAGUGACACGUCACUAUUCUCGCGAGAGUUCAGAAAGCGAAUACAUAACAAGUAUGGCGGCGCCCUCACGGACAGAGAACCUGUAGUGAAAUAAAAGUGUAUUUAAAACAGCGACGGACUGUGUUGUUAAGAGUCAUAUAACAUUAUAAACAAAGUUAGAGUGAGAAAUGGGAUAUGAGCGCCUACUUUGCGGAGCUCUGGAGCGGUACUCCAGGCUAUUUCGACUCGGUAAUUUUCAGCAGAAAGCUCGAGUCUUUCAAAAUGCGACCCAGUCGAGCGGGGAAUCUACGCGAUUAUUUACCUGGUUCGGACAGAAAGGGGAGAUGCUUGCUCCCACAGCCCGCCAGGUAGCAGCCCGUCGAGGCUACUGCAGCUACACCCAGCCUGUCAAAGAUGUCACCCUGUUCGAGCACGACAGAACCCGCUUCUUCCGGGGUCUGACGGUCUUCUGCGGCGGCCAGUUCGUCUUCUGGACGUACCUGGCUCAGUUCGCCUUCACCGGGCUCAGAGACACCGGCGGAAAAGGCCGAGCUAAGGCGCCCACCACCACCACCGGACUGGCCGGGAUGUGGAGUUUCGAGAUGAACCUGGGUUCAAACGCCUGGAGGUACGGCUUUACCCUUGGAUGCCUGACCAUAGGAGCAGGGAUAGUCGGGCUCGGGGCUCUGUUCUGCCGGAGGUCGGUCAGUAAGGUGGUUCUACAUAAGGGCGGGAGGAUGGUGACGGUACGGACACAGUCUCCUCUGGGACCAGACAGAGGCAGGACCAUUAAUGUGCCACUAAAUCAGGUGGCCUGCCACGCUCACAGACAGGAGUCCCCCUCAUUCAUCCCGCUCAGAAUCAAGGGACACCGGCUCUACUUUCUGCUGGACAAAGAUGGAACCGUAAAGAACGCCAGGCUGUUUGACGUCACCGUUGGUGCAUAUAGACCAUUUUAAUACGACAUGAUGUGGAUUAUUUACUGUUAAACAAAAUAUUUUAAAUAAAAUGUUGGCUCAUAAAUAUUCGAUUUGUAUUAAAA
Molecule: messenger RNA, 1588 nt
Organism: Gambusia affinis (western mosquitofish)
Lineage: Eukaryota; Metazoa; Chordata; Actinopteri; Cyprinodontiformes; Poeciliidae
Gene: tmem223
Product: transmembrane protein 223
Exons: 1
Coding region: 735-1505 (256 amino acids)
Biological process (GO): nervous system development
Cellular component (GO): mitochondrion
Source: RefSeq, a predicted model, not a curated record